Messenger RNA from Yamadazyma tenuis ATCC 10573, 3307 nucleotides. The record is from RefSeq and is a predicted model, not a curated record. Lineage: Eukaryota; Fungi; Ascomycota; Pichiomycetes; Serinales; Debaryomycetaceae.
UCAUACAAGAAAACUUCCCCAAUGCAGUUGAUAAAAUGAAUCUGACAGUACUGUACAUCUCCAUGAUGGUGUUAGACUUGACCAUGUUAUUCUUCAUUUACAACUAUUACCUCCAAGGAGACAACACCGAGAUUCAAUCAUUCUACGUAAAUAAGUUGAUUGUGACCGUUUGCUACGAAUUUCUUCCGUUCUGCUGUGAGAUCUUCCAAAAUAGUGGGAAGAUUUUCAAGGAAUUUGGAGAUAUCAUGAUUUUGCCAGGGAUGUUCAAUUUGCUUUAUAAGGCAGCUAUUGUCCUUUGCAGCAUCCACUUCAGAAACAAAAAGGCCUUGCUGACCUUCCGUGACGAUGAAGAGGUAUGUGAUAUUCUUACCCAAACCAAUACGAUUCUUCUCAAGAACCUCCGGAACAUCACUGAUAUCUUCUUGUACUUUAGUCCAUGGUAUUUUUCUGCGUGGAGGUCCAGUAGGAAUAUGGUUAUUGUUUAUGACUUGAUGACAGGAGAAGGUUUGUACGAGUUCCACUCCAUGAGGAACGCCCAUGGGUUUCUGUUCCCCAAACUGCAUUUUUAAAAAGACUCUCGAUGUGUUACGAACUUCUUCUGAAGAAUGGAAUCAGUACAGAACCACCAACGAACAAGGAAAAGAGGUAUUUACUUUUCAGACCAGAGCAUUGGUCAACCCGACCGUCGAAGGCCCUUCUGAGGUAUCUCCAGCAACCUUUUUGGAUACACGAAAAGAGGUAGACUCUCGUUGGCAUGAGACACUCGCUUCCAGGUCUGGAAUGCAACCUCCUUCGGAAGACCGGUCAAAGUGGAGUGCAGAAUUGCAAGACGAGCUCUUAGCUAAUGAUAUUUCACGUCUCUUUGACUCAGCCUUGGUUGAUGAUUUCUUUGCCACCUACUUGAACGAUCAGCCAUAGACAAUUUUCACUCACUCACAUUAGCAGCCAGAUAUGAAGAUGCGCACGAUCAAAACAAUUCCUCCGCCACCGCAGCGACUGAAACACCAUGGUGAAAGACACACAAUAUUACGAUCUUUUAGGCGUAGAAGCCACGGCCAGCGACCUUGAGUUGAAAAAAGCCUACCGAAAGCAAGCAAUCAAGUUACAUCCCGAUAAAAAUCCAGAUGAUCCCGAAGCUGCCAGUAAAUUCCAGGAGUUGGGAGAAGCGUACGGAAUCUUAAAAGACUCCGAUAAAAGAGCACUUUACGACGAGUUGGGGGUGGAAGGUAUGCAAGAGCGCCAGGUCAAUAGCGAGGCUGCCGAUAUUGACCCGGCCGAAUUCUUCUCGAUGGUUUUCGGUGGAGACAGUUUCAAAGAUUGGAUAGGCGAGUUGAGCAUGAUCAAUGAUAUCAGCAAGACGGCCGAGAUCUUUGAGGAUGAAGAGGCGGAAGUGGGUCAGGAGCUGGUCAGUGGCUCGGUGCCGGCUUCUGGCGAUGUUGCCGUUAAUGACAAUAAAUUGUCGAAUACCGACAAAAAGGACGAUGUGAUGACCACCGAAGGUAUCAAUAGACGUAAAAACCAGAAAAUGACCCCGGAGAAGCGGGAAAAGAUCUUGGCGCUCCGAGAGGAAAGGAAGCAAAAGGAAGCCCAGCGAAUUCAAGAAUUGGUCGAUAAGCUCAUCAGUAAAAUCGACAAGUACGACCUGGCCCAACAUAAUCCUGGAGCAUUGGCGGACUUCAAAAAGCGCUUGGACACCGAAUUUGAAGAUAUGAAGAUAGAGAGCUUCGGAAUUGAGUUGUUACAUCUUAUCGGUAAAAUCUACAGGAACCAAGCGUCAGCCAGAUUGCUGUCUUCCAAGACAUUUGGAGUUUCGAAAAUCUUUACCAAUGCCAAGACCACUGCUGGCACGGUGAAGAACGGAUAUUCAAUUCUCAAGACUGCAUUGGAUGCUCAGGCGUCCAUGGAGCAAAUGGUAGCAGAGCAAGAGCUUUUGCAACAAAAGGAGAUAUUAACCGAUGCCGAUCAUAUGCGCAUGGCCGAAAUGGAACGGUUGAUCACCGGUAAAUUUUUGGCCACUGCAUGGGCGUCUACCAAAUUCGAAGUAACGGGCAUCCUUAAUAAAGUGUGUCAAAAAUUAUUGAAUGAUAAGAGUCUUGCCAAGAAAGAGAAAAAUAAACGUGCCAAAGCCCUUCACUUUAUUGGUGAAAUGAUGGCCCGGGUAGAAAGAUCUCCAGAGGAAGCAGAGGAGGCCCGUAUAUUUGAGGAGAUGAUGGCCGAAGCCAGCAAUAAGAAGAAGAAGAACAAUAAUGCUUUUGAUCAAAAGCACUUUGAAGACUAUUUGGCCACCUUUGUAGACCAAAACCCAAACGAGGAACACGCAACAAACCGUGAUUGAAUUUAUAUCUAAUUAACCCCUUCUUCUUAGUAAUAUAAAGUCUCCUUGCUCAUCCUCCACUCAGAUAAGCCCCUUUUAUCUCUAUUGUUGUUCAAUUGUGGGUGCAACCAGGCGGAUUGGCGGGUCGUGUCCCGGCCGUGUAUUGCGCGCCUCCUCCAACAUCCAUCAUCAAAUAUUUCAUCGAGUGUCAAUUCCUCCUACAACAUGCCAAAUCAGCAAGAAGUAUUGGUUCUUUGUAAGGCCUUGUUGCGCAAGGCAUACAAGUUUGACAACUACAACUUCCGCGAGUACAGCAAACGUAAGGUCAUGGAUGAAUUCAGAGCUCACCGCAGCGUUUCCUCGCCUUCCGAAAUUACCAAAUUAUACAACGAAGGCAUCAACCAAUUAGCCAUGAUUACCCGGCAAACCCACAUUUCCCAAAUGUACACGUUCGAUAAAUUGGUGGUGGAGCCUUUGAAAAAGCAUCACUAGAGAAUGAUAAAAAAUAUUUUCCUACCGGGCCUGGUAUGGAUAAAUGCGCCCACCUCGUUAUUCACUGGUUGCUCCCCAAUGGUUCUGCGUCCAAGGUGACGGCGCAGACACGAAGAUCCUGAAACGGACAUGCUAUUUGUUGUAAAUAGUUCCCGUCAUGUACAUACCCGCCAAUAUACAAUAUGAUCCGGCACCGCUGGUUUCGGUAAUGUCAAAUACUGCUUCUGUAAUGCUAAACCCGCCGGGCGGGCUCAAGUGCCAGUCCGACCCUGGCUCCGGCUCGGCACAUGUAAUGGUUCAGUAGAUAAUAUCGACCAAUUUACUGGCUAGGCCUAAUUCCACAUUGUUCUCGCACAAUGCCCAUGUACAAGGGUAUUUUUAGCCCGCGCCAAGCCUGAGUUCUUCUCGUCGACAAGAAAAAUUGCGCCAAAUUUGACAUUAAUUUGACAUAUCCCAAGUCAUUUCGCCAGGGCGCAACCAGACCACCACAGGUGCCGAUAG